GCAUGCACAAUCGCUCAACAAUGACCUCUCGGCAAUCGUAAGAUUGGUAGAGGUACUUUGCAUUGCAAUUGACCCUGACGAUGCCGAUCACGCACCUAAGGUUCAGGGUUCCAGCCAAGCAGAUCGCACUGCCGAUCUUGCGGCGGGCUGCUGCUGUCCACACGCAUCUAUGUCAGAUCUGUGACGCAGUCGUGAGCAUCACCAUGAUACAACUACGGUUCAGCUACACCUAUAUUCUGCGUGACUGUACCACCUGCAAUCCUUCUUGAUGCGCUUCCUUCGAAACUUCAUUACGAGUCUAGGGAGAAGACGUUACGCACAGGUUCACGACGUCAGAGUUGAAUACUCGAGAUACCCUGCGAAAGACAUACUCGAGAAGGAAUCAGGUAGAGAGGAUAUGUCGCAAUCACUUAAUGUAUUCAAGAAGCCCCUCUCCCUCCACUCCACACAGCCCUUAACAGGCUUCACCCGCUCGGGCUACUGCGAAGCGCCCAAGUCCGAUCACGGCAACCACAGCAUCGCCGGCAUUGUCACAAACGAGUUCCUCGACUACAGCGCCGCACAGGGCAACAACUUGCGCGACAUUGGGCUUACCGACGGCUGCAAGUGGUGCCUAUGCGUUUCUCGCUGGAAGGAGGCGUUUGAGAACAGGACGGGCGAUGAUGAUAAGAAGGUGCCCAAGGUAGUGUUGAAGGCUACGAAUCAAAGGGCGUUGGAGAGCGUGGAUAUGGAUAUGCUGAAGAAGUUUGCGAUUGAUAAGGAGGACAAGUGACUUGAGAAGCUCUGAUGUGGUAUACGACGGACACUGUCAUUAUACGAAUGUACAAGCUCAAAUUGAUAGUCUAAGCAGCGGCACAUGUUACUGUUGUACUGCGGAAUACACACAGUAAAGAAACGAGA
Messenger RNA from Macroventuria anomochaeta, 900 nucleotides. RefSeq lists its product as uncharacterized. The transcript is spliced from 2 exons. The record is from RefSeq and is a predicted model, not a curated record. NCBI's taxonomy places the organism in Eukaryota, Fungi, Ascomycota, Dothideomycetes, Pleosporales, Didymellaceae. The coding region runs from base 269 to 772 and encodes 167 amino acids.